Colletotrichum orchidophilum is the source of this 504-nucleotide messenger RNA. RefSeq lists its product as uncharacterized. The transcript has a single exon. NCBI's taxonomy places the organism in Eukaryota, Fungi, Ascomycota, Sordariomycetes, Glomerellales, Glomerellaceae. The coding region runs from base 1 to 504 and encodes 167 amino acids. The record is from RefSeq and is a predicted model, not a curated record.
AUGACUACUAAAAGAGAAGCGGAGCUUGCGGAAGCGGCAUAUCCAGUGCUUUCAGACGUCCUCGACAGUCUCACAGAGGCGAUUGUACAGCAGAACAAGGAGGGAAUUCCACCGAGCACUGACGACAAUGUCCAGUCAAUCCUGUCUCAUGACAACGAUGUGAAGAAUGUCGCGGCCAAAGCUCACGACCUCCAAAUUCGCUUCGAGUCACUGGGUCAAGAGAUAACCUCAUUCGGAAAGAGCCUCACCAAAGCCCCCAAAAGGCACAACAAGCUGGUCAAGAAGGGCCAGUGGCUGAAGCGGGAAAUCGACCAGAACAAGGCGGAAAUCCAGCUCCUGGAAGACGACAUUGCUCAAUCCAAGUUUCAUGAUGUGACUAUUGAGUGUAUCCUCCAGAGGGAUAGUUUUCCGGAGAGAUGCGCCAAGGCGAAUGUCCAGAAAAGGAAGUUCAAAAAGAUGAUGGAGGAUACGGACAGGAUCAUCGAGGCCCACGAAGCAGAGUGA